GGAUCCCAGCAUCCACACCCGUCCCGCACCUCGCUUUGCUUUCACGCAGAGGCCAGACACCCAUCAUCCGCCAUCGUCUCUGCACUCCCCUCCUUCAGCAGAUCGCGCAGUCCCAUUUGUUCGGGAGAAUCGACUCAAGAUGUUCGCCCUUUCCGAAGAGACCAAGGAGCGCAUCGCCAAGAUCAUUGAGAUCUCGCGCGUUGCGAUUCACUAUGGCUACCUGCCUCUUGUCCUCUACCUCGGCUACACCCGCAGCGACCCUCGGCCAUCCAUCAUCCGCCUCCUCUCGCCACUCUCUUAAGUGCUCCCACCAACAUGGCCAACUAUUACGCGAAGCGUAUAUGUAAAAUAGAUGUCAAAAACCGCCUCGAGAAGGGGUGCGCGGCGACAUAACGAAAAAUACGGUAUCCGGGGAUGGGAUGAGGAGAUAUGGGACGGAGAGUCGGAGUGGGAAAUGGGCCCCAGGAUAUCAUGACCAUGCACACUGUACAUUAUAAUUUACGUAACAGCUCUGCCUCGAUGAUGGGGACUCUGAC
Thermothelomyces thermophilus ATCC 42464 is the source of this 536-nucleotide messenger RNA. RefSeq lists its product as uncharacterized. Bases 140 to 301 code for a protein of 53 amino acids. The transcript is spliced from 5 exons. Gene Ontology annotation, cellular component: mitochondrial outer membrane; mitochondrial outer membrane translocase complex. The record is from RefSeq and is a predicted model, not a curated record. Lineage: Eukaryota; Fungi; Ascomycota; Sordariomycetes; Sordariales; Chaetomiaceae. Gene Ontology annotation, biological process: protein insertion into mitochondrial outer membrane; protein import into mitochondrial matrix.